Molecule: messenger RNA, 1331 nt
Organism: Panicum virgatum (switchgrass)
Lineage: Eukaryota; Viridiplantae; Streptophyta; Magnoliopsida; Poales; Poaceae
Product: putative Peroxidase 48
Exons: 2
Coding region: 17-1249 (410 amino acids)
Biological process (GO): response to oxidative stress; hydrogen peroxide catabolic process
Cellular component (GO): plant-type cell wall; plasmodesma
Molecular function (GO): heme binding; peroxidase activity
Source: RefSeq, a predicted model, not a curated record
ACCAGUACAAGAAGAGAUGUUAGGACCUCUCGCGCGGGGAGCGCUUUGCUUGCUUGCCGUCUCCAUCGUCCUGUGCAACGGUGAUCCCCGUUCCGACGCCACCAGGUCCGCCGCCGUGCUCUCGCUUGAAGACUACGAGGACAGCGGCGACGACUCGUCCUCCUUCUCCUUCACCUUCCCGGAGACGCGGCCGCGCGGGCUGGUGUUCGGGUUCUACGACGAGACGUGCCCGGACGCCGAGGAGAUCGUGUCGUCCACGGUGCGCAGGCUUUACCACGCGGACUCCAACGUCGCCGCCGCGCUCGUCCGCCUCUUCUUUCACGACUGCUUCAUCCACGUACGUCCGAACAAACCCCGUGUCCGGCCUGUGCCCGGCUUCCUCGUCGUGUUGCUGUUUCUGUUACCCGCGAUGCUCACGCGCGCACACGCCAAGAUGCCGUCUCCUCCUGGACGCCGCGUGCAGGGCUGCGACGCCUCGGUGCUCCUGGACCGCGUCGGCGGCCGCAGGUCGGAGCGGGACGCGGGCCCGAACAAGUCGCUGCGAGGCUUCGGCGCCGUCGAGGCGAUCAAGCAGCGGGUGGAGGCGGCGUGCCCCGGGACCGUCUCCUGCGCGGACAUCCUGGCCCUCGCCGCGCGGGACAGCCUCGUCCUGGUGGGAGGGCCUACCUACCCUGUGCUCACCGGCCGCCGCGACAGCACCGCGAGCUUCUACUACGAAGCGGCGGUGGCCGGGAACAUCCCGGCCCCGAACGCCACCUACGCCAUGACGCUCGACGCGUUCGCGCGCCGCGGCUUCACCGAGCGCGAGACCGUCGCUCUCUUAGGAGCGCACAGCAUCGGGAAGGUGCGGUGCAGGUUCUUCACGGACAGGAUCUACAACUUCGCCGGGACCGGCGCGCCGGACGACUCCAUCGACCCGGACAUGGUCGGCGAGAUGCGGGCGGUGUGCGGCGGCGACGGCGGCGCGCCGAUGGAGAUGGGGUACUACCGGCAGGGCCGGGAGGUGGGCUUCGGCGCGCACUACUACGCGGAGCUGCUGGAGGGGCGAGGCAUCCUGCGCGCGGACCAGCAGCUCACGGCCGGGAGCACCGUGCGGUGGGUGCGCGUGUACGCGUCCGGGGCGCGCGGCGAGGAGGUGUUCCGCGAGGACUUCGCGCACGCCAUGGUCAAGCUGUCGGCGAUCGCGCCGCUGACCGGAUCGGACGGGCAGUUGCGGAUCAGCUGCUCGAAGCCCGUCGAAGAGAACUGAACCGCAUGACUGUGCAUUUUAUGAGCCUAUACACAACACAUGCUCCCACCGACUAGUGACCACUGCAAUGAUAUUAUGAACA